UCCAUGUCGUACGCACUGUUCUCCUGCCGUACGAGCCCGGUAACAGGGAUAUAUAAUGCUCGAGAGAUUGAUGCUCGCAUUCCCCGUGAGGUUCUUGAUCUACUUUGUGUAGAGAAAAUGGCUGCCGAGGCUGCUAUUGCUGCUACUGCCGGAGAGGUUAUCACUUGCAAUGCUGCUGUUGCUUAUGAGGCUGGAGCUCCGAUGAUAGUGGACAAGAUUUGCGUCGCUCCUCCAAAACCGAGCGAAGUUCGUCUCAAGAUCACCCACACUUCGCUGUGCCGGACAGACCUUACUUUCUGGAGAGCCAUUGGCCAGAAGAAGGUCUUUCCACGCAUUUUUGGCCACGAGGCAGCAGGGAUUGUUGAAAGCGUUGGGAAGGAAGUGACGGGUGUGAAACCAGGAGAUCAUGUUGUCCCGCUGUUCACAGGGGAAUGCCAAGAAUGCCGGUAUUGUCGGUCAGGGAAAACAAAUCUGUGCCAGAAGUUUAAGGUCGACACGGACAGAGGAGUGCUGGCGAGCGACGGCACUUCUCGAUUCUCUACCAAGGAUGGCAAGCCAAUCUACCACUUCCUGGGAACUUCUACGUUUAGUGAGUAUACGGUGGUGGAUCAAGCAUGCGUCGCCAAGAUCGACAAGGCUGCUCCUCUUGACAAAGUUUGUUUGCUCAGCUGUGGCAUCACAACAGGACUUGGAGCUUCUAUAAACACUGCAAAGGUUGAGAAGGGAUCGACAGUGGCAAUCUUUGGUCUUGGCACUAUCGGAUUUGCUGCUGCUCAAGGUGCUAAGAUUGCCGGUGCUUCCCGGAUCAUAGGAAUCGACGUGCUUCCGGAAAAACUCGCGCUAGGAAAGAAAUUCGGGCUUACAGACACCGUGAACCCGAAGGAGCAUGACAAGCCUAUCCAAGAGGUGAUCAAGGAAAUGACUGAUGGUGGAGUCGAUUACGCGAUUGAGUGUGUCGGAAACGUCAAGCUCAUCGAAGCUGCUGUGGAAUCUGUCCAUGAGGGCUGGGGGAAGGCAGUGGUGGCUGGCCUGGACGACAACACAAAAUUUGUCUCAGUCCAUCCAGGCAAUUUUCUAUAUGGUCGUUUGCUCACUGGAACAUUCUUUGGCGAUUACAAAGGGCGGAGCCAAAUGAACGAUCUCGUGGAAAUGUAUAUGAAAAAGGAGCUCAAUCUUGACGACUUCAUCACCCACAACCUUCCUUUCCACAAAGUCAAUGAGGCAUUUCAGCUGCUGAUCGAAGGAAAAUGCCUGCGAUGCGUUCUUCACAUGGAACACGAUCACUAAUGUGUAAAUUAAAUGGUUGUAUAUAUGAUGAGUACAUGUGAGGUUUACUUUUUAGUAUUGUCGUCUUUGCACUGCUGGUCUAGUGGUAGAAUAGUUCCCUGCCACGGAACAGACCCGGGUUCGAUUCCCGGGCAGUGCAAUCGAUAUUGUUUUUUCCUUACACUUUAGUAUCCAAGAUAAAUAUUGCAAAUAAAUGAAUAUAUUAUUCUAAAAUUCAUCUAAA
This is a messenger RNA of Selaginella moellendorffii, 1510 nucleotides long. Its product is annotated as alcohol dehydrogenase 1. Gene Ontology annotation, molecular function: S-(hydroxymethyl)glutathione dehydrogenase [NAD(P)+] activity; zinc ion binding. Bases 4 to 1287 code for a protein of 427 amino acids. NCBI's taxonomy places the organism in Eukaryota, Viridiplantae, Streptophyta, Lycopodiopsida, Selaginellales, Selaginellaceae. The transcript is spliced from 10 exons. Gene Ontology annotation, biological process: formaldehyde catabolic process. Gene Ontology annotation, cellular component: cytosol. The record is from RefSeq and is a predicted model, not a curated record.